AUGUGGAUGCUGGCCUUAGGUGGAGUUUUCCUGGCGACAGCCCAGGCCUGUGUCCUCUGCCACCUCCCAGACCGUGACUUGGCGGGACGCCUGGCUAAACUCUGCAGCCGAGUAGAAGCUCGGUGGAAGGACUGUAGGGCCUCCUGGAGCUUCCCUGCCUUUGCCUUAGAUGAGACGUCCAUGAACAAUGUCAUAGAGAAGACUCACAGAGUCCUGAGGGUCAUGGAGAUCAAAGGGUCUCUCUCCUCUCUCCCUUUGUAUCGGCAUUGGCUGCAAAACACCAAGCUCCCCGCCUACACCAGGGAAGCUCUCUGUGCGCCUGCCUGCCGGGGCAGCACCGUCGUGUACAACUGCUCCACCUGCCAGGAACUCGACGUCUGCUGCUGGCCCCGAAAGCGCUGCCUCCCAGGAAGUCACGAUCUCUGGGAAGCCAGGGUUCUGCUCCUCGCUCUCCUGGUGGCUGCCUUCCUGCUGGGUGUUCUGAGCCUCAUGGUGGAGUGA
Messenger RNA from Neogale vison (American mink), 501 nucleotides. It is a transcript of the gene TMEM95, whose product is annotated as transmembrane protein 95. Lineage: Eukaryota; Metazoa; Chordata; Mammalia; Carnivora; Mustelidae. Gene Ontology annotation, biological process: fusion of sperm to egg plasma membrane involved in single fertilization. Bases 1 to 501 code for a protein of 166 amino acids. The transcript has 6 exons. Gene Ontology annotation, cellular component: sperm plasma membrane; acrosomal membrane. The record is from RefSeq and is a predicted model, not a curated record.